AUGCCCUUACCAGACUCGGGGACAUACCCCAUAUCGAACAAGGACGUAGUGAGCUUCACAUUCGACGACCCGGACUACGAUACCAACAGGCCAGUCCUCAUCGACCCGGUGAACCCGGCCGUUUACUAUACUCACACUACUUCAAGACGUCUGGUUCGACAGCUAAUUGCCGGUCUCUACGCGGCUGGGCUCCAAAAAGGUGAUACAGUCUGUGUUCACAGCUUCAACUCUCUCACAUAUCCAUUGUUGAUCCUUGCUAUCAUAGGCGCUGGAGGCUUGAGCGUCGGUACAAAUCCGUCGUAUACACGGCACGAGCUCAGCCAUGGAGUCAAGGUCGCUAAAGUCAAGUGGGUCUUCGCGGAGCCCGAGAUCCUGUCCAACAUGACGACCGCUCUUAACGAGAACGGCAUUGCCGUUGGACAGCGGCUGUUCGUCUUUGAUACGGUCGAAGGCCAGAAGGUACCAGAGGGCAGCGGUCUGAAAUCAUGGAGAACUCUGCUUGAGUAUGGUGAGAAGGAUUGGAUCACAUUUGACAACGAAGAGAUCUCUCGCGAAACCGUCGCUCAGUUGUACUACACCUCAGGGACGACCGGACUGCCCAAGUGCGCACAGACAACCCAUCGAAACCUGGUGGCCGAACAUCAAAUGUUCUAUGAAGCGUGGCCACGGAGCUAUCGGUACCGGGUCAUACUCUGCAUGCCGUUCUUCCACGUCGGGAUCCUGCCACAAGUACUGGUAUCGGCGAUCAAGGAGGGACGCGAAGCAUAUGUCAUGCGGCGUUUCGAGCUCGAGAACUAUCUCAGAUAUACCAAGAAGUAUCAGAUCACCGAAACUUUCAUGGUCCCGCCAAUGGUCGUCAGCAUUGUCAUGUCCGGAUUCGCCGAUGAGAAGUCGAAAACGUAUAAGCCUGAGUUCAGCAUGAGAAGCGUUAAAAAUGGCACGGUUGGUGCAGCGCCCUUGGAUGGAAGCAUGCAGAAACGUUUCCAAGCACUACUAUCUCCUGGCGCAACUUUCGGACAAGUCUGGGGAAUGACAGAGACUACUUCCAUGGCUGCCAUCGUACCUUGGGAUGUUUCGAGGAAGCAGUCAGCUGGGAAGAUGGAAAACGCCUGGGGCAACGUUGGCCGGCCACUACCCUGCAACAAGAUGAAGCUCAUAGACGAGCACGGAAAGGAUGUCACUGAUCAAGGACGAGGAGAGCUGUGCGUCAAAGGGCCUACCGUCGUCAAAGGCUACUUUGAGAACGCCAAAGCUACACAGGAGAGCUGGGACUCCGAAGGUUUCUUCAAGACCGGAGAUGUCCUCCGUCUGGACAAAGAGACAGGGCUGUUGUUCGUCGAGGAAAGAGUGAAGGAACUGAUCAAAGUCCGCGGCUUCCAGGUCGCGCCAGCAGAACUCGAAGGAGUCUUGUUGUCGCACGCCGACAUCAUCGACGCCGCUGUCAUCGGCAAGAAGCUGGAGAACGACGCGGAAGCACCGAAGGCUUUUGUGGUCAAACGCCGAGGCUCGAGCCUGACUGCCGACGACAUUCAAGCACAUAUGAAGGAGCGGCUCGCGCGGUAUAAGCAGUUAGAGGGUGGCAUACAGUUCGUGGAGAGCAUUCCUAAACUUCCAUCUGGCAAGAUUUUGAAGCGAGUGCUUCGAGAAGCCGAGAAAGAAGGGCGCAGCGCGAAGUUGUGA
Cyphellophora europaea CBS 101466 is the source of this 1680-nucleotide messenger RNA. RefSeq lists its product as uncharacterized. Lineage: Eukaryota; Fungi; Ascomycota; Eurotiomycetes; Chaetothyriales; Cyphellophoraceae. Gene Ontology annotation, biological process: secondary metabolic process. Gene Ontology annotation, molecular function: CoA-ligase activity. The transcript has 2 exons. The record is from RefSeq and is a predicted model, not a curated record. The coding region runs from base 1 to 1680 and encodes 559 amino acids.